Molecule: messenger RNA, 926 nt
Organism: Amborella trichopoda
Lineage: Eukaryota; Viridiplantae; Streptophyta; Magnoliopsida; Amborellales; Amborellaceae
Product: protein phosphatase
Biological process (GO): phospholipid translocation
Cellular component (GO): nucleus; cytosol; mitochondrial intermembrane space
Molecular function (GO): phosphatidic acid transfer activity
Source: RefSeq, a predicted model, not a curated record
UCGUUUCUACAUGGACUCGGUAGAAAACGCGUCUAAAAUUUAUUUAUUCUCUCUUACUAUGGGCUGUCUGAUUAUCAAUUGGUUUUGUUUUUUUGGGGCAGCUGAUCACGGAGAGUUGCAGAGGAAAUAAAGGGGCAAAAUUUUAGGGUUCAUAGGAUCACAUGAAUUUUUAGGUUUCAUUGAUGGGGUUGUUAUCCAGGAAAGAGCAACAACCUAGGGUUAGCACUUCACCUUGCGCACAUCUCAGAGCUGCUUAUCACGAUUGCUUCAACAGGUGGUACUCAGAGAAGUAUCUGAAAGGGCAGUGGGAUAAAGAGGAGUGUGUUUCUGAGUGGGGUAAAUACCGUGCUUGCUUAGUGAAACAUUUGGAAGAUAAACAGCUGAGCCGUUUAUUGGAAGUAGAGGCCAUUGCAUAUUCCAACAAAGAUAGAGUGAAGGACGUCGUCAACAUCGGAAUGAGACUGUUCUUAAGAGUAAAUCCUCGUUCUAGAGCAUGGAGUAGAAGAUGAUUACCCCCACCAUCUGAGACCAAAAGUUGAUGGUAGCUACUUAGGGCAACCAGGCCCUAGCCAGGAAGAGACAACAUUGGAUAUGUGAGGAUGUAUUUUUUGAUCCCUAUAGGGAUUUGUAAUUUUAGUCCUAUCUAUCGACUCUUCUCAUACCCUUUCUCUAUGCCUCUACUUCCUUCGAGGUCAUUAGGUGAUCAACAAAAGAAAAGUAUUCAUUUAUUUAAAAGUGUAGCAAGCCAAUGUGUAAUAGUUGUUACUGAAUUGCAGUAUUAGUUUGUGAUGUUUAUGAAUCAUGACUCAUCACUAACUUAUCCUGAGCUUUUCUGUGAUGCGCAGUAUGAUUGAUAUUCUAUGUCUUGAAUAAGGUAUUUACAUUGAAGGCUACAGUGUUAUGAAAUAAUGUAAGUUACUUGCUAA